GCACACCUCUGGCGCUGUGCCGUGGCGGCGGUCGUAGUAGUCUCGUAACGGGACCCGCGCACGCAUUGAGACCUUACAGCCUGUGUCCUGUGUGUGUUUGCGCGCGCGCCGGUGUCCGUGCCGGGUGCAACGGGUCUCACUUACUUUCGUUUUCAUGCAGUGCUUUAUAUAUAGCAAGCCCUAACGCAAGCGCUCGCAGCCCGUUCUCGCCUAGCUAGCCUGUCUCUCAGCAUCCCAAGGCUCCCGGUCUUCCCGAGACGAAGAAGCCCUGUGCGAUGCAACUGCGGUCGACGUCGUGCGACCACACCUGCCGACCGCGUGUGCCGCAGUUCGUGGUUGUCGUAGGCACGGUCGUCUGAAGUCGCCCGGGUCCUUCCUCAUUUGCCGAGCGUACGCGCUGGCCGCCGGGGGCGUGUGUGCGCUUGGAUUGUCACGACGACGACGACGCGGUCGCUGAUCGUCAGAUGACGCCUGAAGGACAGCGUUGCCCCGAUGCGACGAGCCAGGGCCCCGAGCACACUGGAUACGAGCCCUCGCGCCGGCUGACGGCCAGGAAACCUAAGGGUGUCAGAUGGCGAUUAGCAGAAGCGAGCGGUGCCACUCCUAUUCUUCCAGUCUUAGUAUUCACAUUUUCAGUCAUUUCACUCGCCAAAGGUCUCAAGAUCAGUCCAAAGUCAUGCGAGAACGCAAUCGGCGAACGGGGUACGUGCAUGUUCGUGUGGGAGUGCAUCAAACUAGACGGAAAGCACCUGGGCACGUGCACGGACGGUUUCCUGUACGGUUCCUGCUGCGAGUACGAUGACAGAAACAGCGUCGCGGGUGGGCUGGCGCCGGAGCCACCGUCUUCGUCGACUACGACGACGACGACGACCACAGAGCCACCAUCGUCACCACCACAGCCUCAAAAGCAGCGUCCCAAGCCUCCGCAGCACGCGAAGCCUACACCGGGCAGGCCCGGCGGGAGCACGAGCUUCAGCACUAUUGCCGUCCCCAGUUAUCCGCAGAGAAACUUUACGCUCAUUUAUCUGACGCCCACAGUCGCCAACGCCACGGUGACCAGGAGGCCCUCGACGCCGACGACAAGAAGGACGUACAGGCCUUCGACGAAGCCCAGUACGGCGUCCUCAUCCUCGUCUACGAGGAGACCCGUGGUAACGACCACUACAACAGCUGCAUCCAGCAGCACUCCUACGGUGGCCAGUGUGGUGGUCACGGCCACCCGGUGGCCGCCGACGUUCCGGCCUCCCGGCAUCACGACCUUCUGGUCACUGUUCAGACCACGACCGACCCUGGUGCCCAUCAUCACGUUCCGGCCCGGCCUCCGGCCUCCGACGAGGCCACCCACGACGACCCAGGAGACUACUCCGAAAACGACCACGACCACUACGAGUACGACCAAGAGCGGCCGCAACGGCCGCAACACGGCACGCAUGGCACAUCACGGCAGGCCAACGACAACGCGGAAGCCGCCCGCCACGUCGGCGGCUCAGAGUGGUAGCGCGUCCACGCCCUCGGGUUCCAAGAAACCGGUGCCACCGAGCCAGCUGCUGAACAAGAGACCCAAAGGGGAGUGCGGGGUACCAUCCAUUGUGCCGCAAACCAAGGUCGUGGGAGGAAAGAGUGCAGCGUUCGGAGCUUGGCCAUGGCAGGUGUCCGUACGGAGGACGUCUUUCUUCGGCUUUUCAAGCACCCAUCGCUGCGGAGGCGCCAUCCUGAACAAAUACUGGAUCGCCACGGCGGGCCAUUGCGUGGAUGACCUGCUUCUGAGCCAGAUUCGGAUCCGAGUGGGCGAGUACGACUUCUCGAGCGUGCUCGAGCCGUACCCGUACGCCGAACGCAGCGCGAAAAAGAAGGUGGUGCACCCGAAGUACAACUUCUUCACCUACGAGAACGACCUGGCCCUGGUCAAGGUGGACGAGCCAUUCGAGUUCAUGCCACACAUCGCGCCCAUCUGCCUGCCACCCGACAACGAGUCCGACGAUCUGAUUGGCCGGAACGCCACCGUCACUGGAUGGGGACGCCUAAGUGAAGGUGGCGUGCUCCCGUCUGUGCUGCAGGAAGUCAAGGUGCCGAUCGUCAGCAACGAAAAGUGCAAGAACAUGUUCCUUGCAGCUGGAAGGCACGAAUACAUACCCAACAUCUUCAUGUGUGCUGGCUUUGAAGAAGGCGGCAGGGACUCAUGCCAGGGGGAUUCCGGAGGCCCACUGCAGAUACAAGCCAAGGACGGCCGAUGGUUCUUGGCUGGCAUCAUAUCGUGGGGUAUCGGAUGCGCUGAGCCCAACCUGCCGGGAGUCUGCACUCGGAUAUCCAGGUUCAAGGAGUGGAUCAUCAAGAGCACCACCUGACCUCUCACAACGCGACAGUCGUGGUCGU
Molecule: messenger RNA, 2373 nt
Organism: Rhipicephalus microplus (southern cattle tick)
Lineage: Eukaryota; Metazoa; Arthropoda; Arachnida; Ixodida; Ixodidae
Biological process (GO): proteolysis
Molecular function (GO): serine-type endopeptidase activity
Source: RefSeq, a predicted model, not a curated record